CAUUGGAGUUCGUGACUUCUCAGUGUGCUCACUUCUACCCGUUCGCCCUCGAAUUAUUGAUCGAUCGAAGAAAAUGCCUCUCACAGUUAGGAUAAAGAUUCUUCGUGCUUUGUCUGUGAUCCAAUGCUGGUUAGCUUUGUGGCUGAUAGUGCUUGGAAUUGUGGAAGUCGCGCGGGUAAAAUGGAGAUUCAGUGGACUGGGAAUGCCCAUUUGGACCGGAGUGUUGGUUGCUUUUACUGGUUCAUUUGGUGUUUUUAUUACUUUGAAGAAAUUGCAGAAGUCACCAGGAAAUGUAACUAUUCCUCAAUACUUAGUCAUGACACUGAUGGGUUUCUCCCUGACCUGUGCUAUUCUCUCAAGGAUGAUCAUGCUUAGUUAUGGGCCAGAAUUGGCUACGGCAGGCCAUAAGUCAUUUCUUUACUACACCCCCAAGAACUAUCAUGAUGGUAACAUGAUGGAUUUUGUUGUGGUUAAAGCACCUCUUACAGUUGAUUCUCGUUUCAAUGAGGAGCAUGCCUUGGUGGGCUCCAUCUUUGCAUUCACUUUUCUGGAACUGAUAACAGCAUUAUGGUCUGCUGCCCUUUGCUUUGUCAAUGAUCAGAAGCCAACAGACAAGAAUGCGGAUUUUGAAGUUGAUCCCUUGAUGGACAGUGUUGGACAAAGCCAACAAGCUGGUGGUGCAUCCAUGCUAAAUGUGUAGUUAUCGACUAAUAGUUUGCAUGUUGCCGCGCCUCUUUUCAGUAACAGAUCAUAGAUAGCAUCAAAAUGUGGUUAUAGGACAAAUUUACGGGCUAGCUACACUUGGCGAAAUAACCACGAUAACUCGUAUGUGUCUAGAUUCUUUGUAACGUAAUACCAACUACAACGAUUUACAUUCAUCUAUCUAACGAUUCGAAGUUAUUGGACUUAUUGCUUCUCCGAAAAAGAAACUACGAACGCACAUGACGUGGGAAACUGCACCCUCGAUGCAUGUCAGCGGCACUUAUCACUUCACGUGAACUUAACGAAUCGUACAGCAAACACUUGGCACACGAGGUGCAGCCGAGUGUAUCACUAAAAUAAAUAUGUUCUUACCACAUUUGAAGUCAUCUCUGAUCCACGGCAACAAGAUCUAAUUGUUUUAUACAUGUAUGGGGAAAUUGCAAGAUGUUCUUAAUGGUGACGUCCUCUGUGCAUCUGUCCUCCAAUAGAUCACUUGUAAGAUGCAAUUAAAAUGCAUGUAUGAUUUAGCUUUUAUAAUGAUAACUAGAUCAUUAUAGUAGUAUUGUGACUUAUGGGCUUUACAGUGAGCAGUGUCUCUCAUCAUAUGCUGAAAUCAAUUGCGCCACGUAGGUCACAAAAAAUCGUUGUGCAAUGCAUCGUGAUGUUUCCAAAAUAACUAUUGUUGCCAUUAUUAUUAGACUUAUUGCGUAGCAUCAUCUAAAUUCUAAAUUCCAACCAAAUUCUUCGCCAUCCUUGCUUAGUGUGGUGCUAGGCAGAAACUAGUGUUUGUUUCUAACAACGCGUUGUCCAGCUUCCGGCCGUUUUGAGAUCGUAGAUGUUGUGACUUCUUAUCAGUACACGUGCAGGGAUUCACCGCACCCUAAGGGUGCAGCAACCAAUCUUAAAAGUAAGUUCCCCACUAUCUGAUAACACCCCAGUAUUUUACUUCGAGUUAAAAGGAAAAAAAAAAAAAAAAAUAUAUAUAUAUAUAUAUAUAUAAACCCUCUGCCCAUCCUUAUCCAUAAACAAAAACAUUAAAGUGGUAGUUGUGUUGUUUACUCGAGCUGGUUGGUUUUUUACAAAAUAUAUUUGUUUGAAAACUCUUGUUGUUUUUGCUUAAUUUCGUAGGUUUUUUAUUGGUUAAGUUCUUACUGUGUUAAAUACUCACCACAACUGGCCAGAAGUUAAAUAGAAAAUGAUUAAGUUACAUUUUGAUCUUCGAAAAGUUUUCAAGAAGCAAAGCG
Messenger RNA from Stylophora pistillata, 1946 nucleotides. RefSeq lists its product as uncharacterized. The record is from RefSeq and is a predicted model, not a curated record. Lineage: Eukaryota; Metazoa; Cnidaria; Anthozoa; Scleractinia; Pocilloporidae.